GUUUUAAAAUGUGAAAUCCUCGGGAGCGGAACCAAAAGUACGGACCUAGUUAACACGGAAGAUUUAACGGUCGGACCAAGCAAGUGUGUUGGCUGUGUGCGGAGGUCAAGUGAAGCGUCUUCUACAUAAUCUACAUUCAGUGACGGAGAUACACAAUCAUGGUGCGGAAGAAACAGUUUCGGCCUAUUGCUGAGAUGGCUCGAAAAGUCCGGGCCUACAGGGAGCUCAAAUCCAGGCCACGGGAGUCGCAGAAAUAUGCUCUAGAUUAUGAUACUAUGACGCGACCUUUAACGGGAAAGAUGCUGCCCGUGUUAGCCUGGCGGGAUGUCCGGUUGGAGAGCCCUCUUUUCCCCCUGUUGGCAGGCAUGAGGUUUUUCGGAGUGGGCCGACUUUUCACCCGCAAGUCCUGGUUGGAGGACCACACUGAGCCCAGUUACUGGCAGAUUACAAAAGUCAAAGUUGACUACACGGCUGAAAACAUGGAUCAUGGUAAGGCCUGGGGGAUCCUCACCUACAAAGGUAAACAGGAGAGCGAGGUCAAAGAGGUGGACAAGAUUAUGUAUCAUGACUGGCGUCUGAUUCCUAAACAUAUGGAACAACAGUACAGGGACUUUAUACCCCUCCCUCAGCCACCGCCACGCUCUGUCCCAUACCCACCACUGCUGCGUGCUAUGCUGUUGGCGCAGUACAAGAAGACAACAGGCAAAGUACUGGCUGAGGAGCCAGCCUUACCUUUACACAGGCAGGUGCAGUUCAACAAAGACUACUUCAAAAAGCAGGAAGAAGAGAGACAGGCCAAGGAGGGGACCGCUGUGUGAUCUCUGAACUGUCAGAAGUCGUCAAGUGUACCGUGAGUUUACAACUCAAAUUCAUGGACUGGAAAACAUUGUCCGUAACUAUCAUGAUGUGUAAAAGUGUUAUCAUUGUUAUACGCUAAAAUUAAACCUGAAAAAUGGGGUUUUA
Cynoglossus semilaevis (tongue sole) is the source of this 963-nucleotide messenger RNA. RefSeq names its product mitochondrial ribosomal protein S34 (gene mrps34). The transcript has 4 exons. Gene Ontology annotation, cellular component: mitochondrion. Bases 159 to 818 code for a protein of 219 amino acids. The record is from RefSeq and is a predicted model, not a curated record. Gene Ontology annotation, molecular function: structural constituent of ribosome. Lineage: Eukaryota; Metazoa; Chordata; Actinopteri; Pleuronectiformes; Cynoglossidae.